AUGAAAAAGGGAACUCUGGAUGAAUUUGUUAAUCAAUCCAAAAUUGAUAACCAAUUAUCGAAUAGGAAGAAAAGCUCUGGCUAGCAUAUUGAGGAAUAGUAAUCUCAAUAUGACUGGUCCGAUACUGAUCAUGGAAGAGAGAGCGCUGAUGGAAAGUGGAGUUUCACAGACGAUGAAAAAGAAGCAUUAAUCAAGCGCAAAUAACAAAUAGAAGCUAAUUAUAGAGUUACAGCUGGACUAAUGGCAGACCCGAAGGUUCUACAGUAAAAGUUAAGCAAUAUUUUAUCAAACAAUAGAGACGAAAGAGGAUUUAAGCACUCUCCAGAUCAAAGCCGUCGAGGUUCAUUGAAAAGAAGUCCCUCUAAAAAGGACAGUAUUAGUAGUGGAGAGCAAUUCCCUGGAUUUUUAUACAAGGAUAAUAGAAGCUGGGCUGAGAAGCUCUGCUCUUGUUUUUUCAAGAAUUAUGAUGUCUCAAAGGAAGAGCAAAGUUUGACAGACCUUUUCCUUCUCGUAUUUGGGGAGGAGAACUAGAGAGUACCUCAUAGAUUAGAGUCUAAGAAAUGGAAAGAAAUAGGUUUUUAAACGAAAAACCCUAGACUUGAAUUUAGGAAUGGAGGUAUUUUAUCUUUGGAAUGCAUAAGAUACUUUAUCAAGAAAAAUCCUGAAGUAUUCCAAUAGAUGCUUCAAGAGGGAGCUCAGUAUUUUUACAUAGCCCUAUCCUCUAUAAACGUGACUAAUUUAUUGGUGGCAUUUUUAUAUUUAAAUGUGGAACCUGUUGCGGGCAAUCUAAUGAGGAGAAGAGCCAAUCGAUAAGAGUUUAAAAACUUUUGCAAGCUCAACUAUAAGUAUAAGAAAACAUUCUUUGAGUUACACAGCUACGCCUUAAGAUUCCUAUAUAUGCUUUGGUGCAGAGAGUCUUAAAAGGGCCCAGAUUAAUAUCCGGCUUUUAAUUUAAUUAUGGAUGAGACAAGAAUGCUUAUAGCGAAACUAUUACAGAUUGAUCACUGUUAGGACUUAAUUGAACUUAAGCUACAAGCCUACAACCUAAUUGAGGAGUAUAUAAGAGGCAGAGGGUUCAAAUGA
This is a messenger RNA of Stylonychia lemnae, 1083 nucleotides long. The record is from the annotation of a GenBank genome assembly. Lineage: Eukaryota; Ciliophora; Spirotrichea; Sporadotrichida; Oxytrichidae.